Messenger RNA from Spodoptera littoralis (African cotton leafworm), 309 nucleotides. The record is from the annotation of a GenBank genome assembly. Lineage: Eukaryota; Metazoa; Arthropoda; Insecta; Lepidoptera; Noctuidae.
AUGGAAUACGAGUACCGUAGUGGCAGCAACGCGGCACAUGAACACGCAACAUCAACGACGUUUACGGAGUACAGUAACACUACAAACCAACGCACCACCUGUUAUUGGUUUACUCGCUCCCGUUCUGGAAAUAUCGACCUGAAAAAUGAACCUCGCGGUCGUCCGAAGAAUUUGGUCGACAAUGACGAAUUAAAAGCGAUUGUGGAAGCUGAUGAUACACAAUCUACGGCUAAAUUAGCAGCAGCUUUCGACUUUAGCGUCAAAACAAUAUUGUCCAUUUGCGUCAAAUUGGCAAGAUGUGUACUGUGA